AUGGAGACACUUGGCGCUGCAGAGGACGUAUUUUAUGAGGAGGAGGAGGAGGAAGUGAACUGCUACGACUUUGAGCCUCUGCCGACGCUGCUGGAGGAUGAGGAGAAUGUGUCCCUUGCUGAUAUUUUGUCACUGCGGGAUAGCUGUCUUACUGAGCAAGAUAUUUGGGCAAUUUGCCUGGAGUGUUGCCAUUCUUUGAAGAGCAUUGCCCAUUCUGCAAUCUUCCAGACACUCUGCAUCACUCCUGACACUUUGGCUUUUAACACCAAUGGCAAUGUAUGCUUCAUGGAACAGCUCAGUGAUGAUCCAGAAGGUGCCUUUGUUCCACCAGAAUUUGAUAUCACCGGUAACACUUUUGAGGCACACAUCUAUUCUUUGGGUGCAACACUGAAAGCAGCAAUAGAAUAUAUUGUAGAACCUGAGACAGAAUCAGAAUUCGGACAAGAUCUGCACACUCUACUGGAACAAAUGCAAGAGGAGAAUCCUGAAAAUAGGCCAGAUAUUGAGAGCAUUUUGUCAUUAUGUGAAGAAAAAAUGAAGAUUGCUUCAUCAAGUAAUAUUUGUCGAAGCUUGUCUGCUGUUGGAAGAAGAGUUCUUUCAAUUGAAUCAUUUGGUGCUUCUCAAGAUGUCUGUGAUAACAUGUGGAAGGGAAGAAUGUGUCAGAGGAGUUUGGGAUCUAAAUUAUAUUCAAAUGAGAAAAACAACAUUGCAGGUGAUUCGUCUGCAGUGGAAGAGGUGACGACUGCCUGUCAUAACAACUCUUCUGUAGUUACCAUGGUGACUGGCAGAGAAAGUGGUUUAAAGGAAAUGCAAAUUGAUCUGGAUAAUGAGAAAAUUCAACAUUCACAACUUGCAACUCAAACUGAAAAGAGCAAAGAAGAGGACAAACACUCAGUGUAUACUGACAGUUUUGCUAGUGUUGCUUUGGAUAUAAAAUCAUGUGUUAUUGACCUGGAGAGAGAUUGCCUUUUUAAGAAAGGUUCUUUGAGAAAAAUGAAAACCUUUCCAAAGCUACCACUCGAACUUGCAGAUACAAAUAACUUUUUUACUUCUGUAACCAACAGUGGACCACUAGAUAGGAAAAAUCACUUUGUAACACAGGAGUCACUACCUCUAGACAAUAAUAAUGAGGUUGCUUUUUCAAAGAGAAAUCUCAAUUCGUUUGCUGUUGGUAGUCCACCAGAAAUAGAAUCAAAGAAUCACCAAGUUGAUGAUCGUCAUUUAGAAGCACCAUGUGUAUGCACACAAGUGUCUGGCUUGAAUCUAGAAGAACACAUGUCACUUAUCAAUGGUAAAAAGAUAGGUUUUUCUUCAUCUGAUCACAAAGAAGAUUCUUCUGGUGCUACCUCUGAAGUGCUAAAACCAGCUGAUAUGCUAAAAGGCCCAAAUCAGUCAAUUGCUGGAGCAAAAAUGCUAGACAACUACAUGGUGUUGGAAGACUGUUCUGAAACUUUUCAAGGGUCAAAUGAAAAUUAUGUACCACAUUUUAACAAGAUGGAUUCAGUAUUAACAACAAAACCCAGUGGGAACAGACAUGGAUCAAACCUAAUUAGGCCAGCAGAAUUAAGCAACGGUGUGAUGAGUGCAAACAAUAAUGAAGAUAAUCUUUGUGGAGGCAGAGGUUCAGAAAUCAAAAGUAAUGAGCAGUGGAUCUCUCUAAAACUCCUGUUGUCCUGGUAUGGUAGGCCUCUGAAAGACUAUGAACUCUGGGCAUUAUGUCAUGAGUGUUUAUGUACUCUGCAGACUUGCAUAGAUUAUCCAGUGGUCUUAUGUUUGGACUCUGUGCUGAUUGACUGCCAUGGAAGGAUCCUCUUUGCUGCUCCAAAAGCUGAAGAAUCUUGUGAUGUAUUUUAUUUAGCUCCUGAAAUUGAAGAAGAGGAUGUGGAUACUGAGAAGGUCUGCAUUUAUGGUGUUGCUGCAGUUCUGUGGAUGGCAGCAAAAUACAGUGUUCCACUGAGUCACAAAGUAGUAUUGCCAAGAAAAUUUAAAAAACUACUUCUGGAUAUGGCAAGAAAAAACCCUGAAGAAAGACCUUCUCUAACUGCUGCAAUUAAGACAUGCAAUCAUUAUUUACUUGAACAAGGUGUAAACAGCAAAAGUAUUUUGACAUUAUUGGGUAAACCCAUCUUUAAGGCUGUUGAGGAAGAAGUCAUGUCUCAAAAUCACGUCACUUUUGAAUUUAAAAACGAGAAACAUGAAAUGGACCCUUCAGAGUCAAGUCCAGGAUUUGUGCCUUUUACCAGUGAAAGUAAACUUGUAGCAGUUAAAGGACCAGUACCAUGCCAGAUUUCACUAAAUUGUGAGAAAGCAACAUUACCUGUUGCAUUCACCUCUCCUGCAACUCACUUUAAGCCUAUUAUUUUGCAACAAGAUGCAAAUAUAACAAAAGAGGUUCAAAGACCAGUUCCUGACCAAUUCAAGAAAGAGAUGAGGGAAGAAAAACAUAUGAACAACAACAAAUCAGGGUAUAUAGAAGACUCCAAAAGCUGUGAUAUUGAGGAUACAGGUGUAGUUGAAACUGUUCCUGAAACACCUGACUGCGACUUACAAGUUCCAAGCCACUCAUUCCAGAUGUCUUCAGAAGAGCAAAACUCAGGCAAUAUGUUUGCUUCUACAGUUACAUUGCCAUCACCAUCUGAUUCCUCACAUGCUCUACAAGAGAAGAGCUUUUUAUCUGAAGAUCCCUCCAGCUCUUUAGCUAGUCCUACAUCUCCUAAUUUUCUUCACAUAAAUAACAUCAUUCUCAAACAGGACUCAGAGAAAAGAGUUCUGACAUUUGUACCAGUACAUUUGGCUGUAUCAGAGCAAAUACCAAAUAAGCCUCUUCGCUCAAGAAUUGCUUAUGAUUGCUAUCACAGUUUGCCAGUGCUAAUUUCAAGUACUAUUGCAAGUUAUAAAAUGAGCAUGCAAGCAGAAAAUGAUGCCUCCCUUUGCAAUGUGCAAAGUCAUGAGACUGCUAAUACAGAGAACCACUUUGAUAAAAGUAGCCCAGUUAUUCAAACCAACUGCCAAGAAACUGAGUGUGCUACCAGCAUAGACAGUUUUUUCACUGAACAAGAAGACACAUCAUGUACUUCAGUGAGUAAAGACAGCUGUAAUUUCUUCAGUGAUGAAGUCCUGCCCCAUCAGAACACAACAAAUGACACUUUACUCCAGGAAGUGAUUCAUCUUAUACAAGAGGAGUUUGCAUUUGAUGGUUAUUUAGAGAAUGGAGCUGAAGUUUUUGAUAUGGGUAACUUCAUUUUAAACUUAAAGGGAAUUAAGUUUGGUAUGUUCUCUGAUAGAAUUUGUGAGAAGUUUUGUGACCUCUACUGGGAUGAAAAGUUACUGGAGAAUCUCUAUCAGGUAGUAAAUGGAAGAAGAUCUUCACAUUUAUGCGUAACUGAGGCAGAUGAAGCAAAAUGCAACAAUAUAUUCCAAGAUGUGAAGAAAUCUGAAAGCUGUUUGGCAAGCAGUGAUCAGACAGAGGGAAAAGGGGAAGCAGACUUCGAUGUGAAGGCUGAGCCUGUGAUAAAAACAUCAUUAGUUGGAAUGGAUUUUGAUGAGUCACCUUUGGAUAAUAUCAAAAAAGAAUUGACACUGCAGAGUAGAAUCCCCAUAGCAAAAGAGCAACAAUAUUUGCAAAGCAACGACUGUGGUCCAGGCUUUGCAGAAGAAAAUACAAGUUCAGAGGAACAGGCCAUGAUAAAGACAGCUGGAAACACCUAUCUGGCAUCUCCCAAUCUAUCUGACUUUUGUGGCUGUAGUCCUGGUUGGAGCAGUGCAUUUUAUGGAGCUGAAUGUUUUGAUUCAGAAGUUCAUAGUUACUUGAAAAAUCUUGGAAAGCAGAAAUCAAGUGAGUCACAAAAUAUAGAUGCUAAAAAAGUGGAACUAGAACAAUUACUAAUGAUGGAGACAAAAAAUUACAGAAAGACCAUAAAGUUUUACCAGAAACUAUUGCAGAAAGAAAGAAGAAGCAAAGGUCCUGAAACUAAAUCUAUGUUGCCCAAACUGAGAGGACAGCUACAGGAGAUGAAAUCAAAAGUGCAGUUUCUUGAACUGGUAAAGAAAUAUGUGCAGAUGAUGUAUGCAGAGCAGUGGGGUGUGGAAUCCUACGUGCUGCCUACAGUCAUUCACAAUGGGAAAGCUGACACCAUGGACAUGGCACCUAUGGAUGAAUCAUCAUUGCUGCUCUACUAUAACACAGAGAAACACCAGUGUAACAAUCAAAAUGGAGUGAGAGUUCUGCAGGCCGGUACACCACUUGGUUUAAUGGCUUAUUUAUAUUCUAGAAAUGCCUUUUUAGAAGGUUAUGUACAGCAGUUUCUUUACACAUUUCGCUAUUUCUGCACACAAGAAGAAUUUUUGCAGUUUCUUCUUGAUAGAAUCAGCAGCACUUUAUCCAGUGCAAGCCUGGAUCCUUCCACGUCCCUUACCAAAAUAUGUAACCGCAGUUUCUACAUCCUGCAGGCAUGGAUUGAAGACUGUUACAGUGUAGACUUUGCAACAAAUACUGAUCUUCUGGGUACCCUAAAAGAAUUUAUUUCUUCCAAGGUUGCUUCGUUAAAUGGCUACGGGGAGCGCUUGUUGUCACUGCUCGAGGACGCCUCUGCCAGGAAAAGUGGCAGUGCUGGUCUGUGCUCUGGUGUGGACAAAUGUAAAGAAGAAAGUAAGGAAGGCAGAAAAACAUUACAUUCCCUAUGUAAAAAGCUCUCAGAAGAUGUUUCCAGAAAGAACUUUUACUGGAAGCUAUCCAAAGGUAUGGGACCAAUUGCACAGUAUCAGAGAGAGCGACUGCACACAGGUUCAGCAGUUUUGCCAAAGCCCUGCUGCAGCAGUUUCACAGAAGAAUCCUCAGUCUCCUUAGCCAGAGCAGAUGAAGUGGGACCGGUUCUCUUGAUUGAGUGCAGUGCCCAGCAGCUUUGUUGGCAGCUGACACUACUGCAACAGGAAGUAUUUAAUAAAUGUCAUCCAGUUCACUUCCUAAAUUCCAGAGCACUUGGCGUUAAAGACAAAUGUGUUACUGUGCCAAAGGCAGUUUCUGCUGAGACAGUUUCCCUUAAAGUCUGUAAUCUCUUUCUGUCAAAGUGCAUACAAGACCAGUACCUUCUGCAAUUAUUGAAAAAUGCAGACAGUAUCAGCACCUGGGUUGCUGCUGAAAUUGUAACAUGUCACACAACUAAGCGGCAGGUGAGCUUGUUAUCAAAAUUUCUUCUUAUAGCAAAAUGCUGCUAUGAGCAAAGAAAUUUUGCUACUGCAAUGCAAAUCCUAGCAGGCUUGGAAAAUCUUAUUGUACGACAGUUGCCAGCCUGGAAAAUUCUACCUGCAAAAGUAGCUCAGAUAAUGGAGGAGCUCAAGGCUGUUGAGGUGUUUUUAAAAAGUGACAGCUUAUGUCUGAUGGAAGGAGACAGGUUCAAAAGUCUUCCAACAAUUCCAUCAGCCCAUGUUUUGGCUAUGCAUGUCCAGCAACUUGAAACUGGAGGAUUCACAAUGACAAAUGGAGCUCACAAGUGGACUAAACUUAGAAAUAUUGCAAAAGUUGUGAGCCAAGUUCAUGCCUUUCAAGAGAAUCCUUAUACAUAUGCACCAGAUUUCAAGCUGCAGUCUUACCUCAGACAAAGAAUAACUCGUUUUAAAGAUGCAGACAUUUCUGCCUUGGCAGCUGACAACUGUGCCAACUUCCAUCAGAUACCAGCAGAAAAACAUUCUCGAAAAAUUCAGGACACCCUGCGCAGGAUGAAAGCAACAUUUCAGUAAUUAUUUAUGUUUCACCUGUUCUAUUCUGGGUCUAGACUGUAAAACUGGAUUAAGUUGGCUUCAUCUACUGGACCUACUUCCAAGAAAAUACUUAAGUGAAGCAACAUAAGAUACUUUCUCAAGUUGAAAUUAUUGUAUUUCAUAACAUGGAAUUAUAAAAUGCUGAUGAAUGAAGUUUGAAUCACUGGCAACUGAAUGGCAGAUCAAAAGAAUAAAAAGAGAGAUAAAAUUAAA
This is a messenger RNA of Agelaius phoeniceus (red-winged blackbird), 5970 nucleotides long. RefSeq names its product kinase non-catalytic C-lobe domain containing 1 (gene KNDC1). Gene Ontology annotation, molecular function: guanyl-nucleotide exchange factor activity. Gene Ontology annotation, biological process: regulation of dendrite morphogenesis; small GTPase-mediated signal transduction. NCBI's taxonomy places the organism in Eukaryota, Metazoa, Chordata, Aves, Passeriformes, Icteridae. The record is from RefSeq and is a predicted model, not a curated record. Gene Ontology annotation, cellular component: guanyl-nucleotide exchange factor complex; neuronal cell body; dendrite.